Molecule: messenger RNA, 1799 nt
Organism: Cyclopterus lumpus (lumpfish)
Lineage: Eukaryota; Metazoa; Chordata; Actinopteri; Perciformes; Cyclopteridae
Gene: tex261
Product: testis expressed 261
Exons: 6
Coding region: 153-743 (196 amino acids)
Biological process (GO): endoplasmic reticulum to Golgi vesicle-mediated transport
Cellular component (GO): Golgi membrane; endoplasmic reticulum membrane; COPII-coated ER to Golgi transport vesicle
Molecular function (GO): COPII receptor activity
Source: RefSeq, a predicted model, not a curated record
CUCCUCUCCUCGGCGCUAGAAGCACCGGGGAGGAGGACCUUUGACCGGAGCUCUUCAUGGUGCACCAGCGCUAGUUAGCAGCCAGCCAGCUGUUUUUUUUCCCUGUAUUAUUUCCCCCACAUUGUGUGUGGCGGUGCUUCAUAUGCAGAGCGAUGUGGUUUAUUUAUUUACUAAGCUGGCUGUCGUUAGUCAUCCAGAUCUCCUUCGUCACUCUAGCGAUAGCUGCUGGCCUGUACUACUUGGCCGAACUAAUAGAAGAAUACACAGUCGCCACCAGUCGAAUAAUAAAGUACAUGAUAAUGUUCUCCACAGGUGUGCUGGCGAGCCUCUAUCUCUUUGAAGGCUUCCCAGUGUUGAUGGUUGGACUCGGCCUCUUCACCAACUUGGUGUACUUCGGCCUCCUGCAGACGUUCCCUUACAUUCUGCUGAGCUCCCCAAACUUCAUCCUCUCUUGUGUGUUGGUGGUGGUGAACCAUUAUAUGGCCUUCCAGUUUUUUGCACAAGAGUAUUAUCCGUUCUCAGAGGUGCUGGCCUACUUCACCAUCUGCCUGUGGGUGAUCCCCUUCGGCUUCUUUGUGUCACUGUCUGCGGGAGAAAAUGUGCUCCCGUCCACCAUGCAACAAGGAGAUGAUGUGGUGUCUAAUUACUUCACCAAGGGCAAGAGGGGGAAGAGGUCCGGGAUCCUCCUCGUGUUCUCGUUCCUCAAGGAGGCCGUGCUGCCCAGCCGACAGAAAAUGUACUAAAGACCUCAAACUCGUGGGGGGGCCAAGAGGAGGGGAGGGGGGUGGGGAAGGGUGAGAGAGAGCGUAUGUGUUGGGGAAGCAGGAAGGACUUUGGAAAAUGUGUUUCUGGAUGGGACUAAAACGAAACGGUGGAAGAAGAGCAGAUAAAGAGGACGGACAAAUGAGCAGGACAGAGCUCACUGCUGGACGAGCCCACGAGUUUCCACAGGCGUCAUGUUCAUGUCUGUCUGUCUGUCUGUCUGUCUGUCUGUCUUUGCUGCGAACAUCAUCUCCUUGAGACCACUUUGGAGGGAUCUUGCCCAGUAGUGCAAUGCUGUCCUAUUGUCACGUUGGACUUUUUUUCCUUUGGCUUUGGUAUUUAAAUCUGCAGGUCCAAGAAGGUCAUCCACCGGUACUUUUGGACUUUGGCAAAUGCAUAAUUUUCAAUUUUCUUUUUUCCGUGGGACGAGAUCUGCUGUCAUUUUAGACGACGUGCGACUAGUGAAGACGUCACGUCUCCCCAGAUGAAGACGGUUUUCGAGACCACGGCACUUUUAAAGAUGACUAAGUGAGAGAGCGCAGUCUGACGUUAAGUUGCAGUGAAUUCGGCUUCAGACCGAUGAAUAAAUACUCUACAUGAAAAGGAGUUGAAAAGUGCGCUUUUUAAAAAUUUAAACGCCCUUAAAUGAAAAGUGAUCUACGAUGAAUAUUUCUCAGUCCGGAUCAUGUGCCCGAACAAACCAUCGGCUACGUUGAGGCUUUUGUGGGUUUUUCUUUCUUGUACAGAGUCAUUAAUCACCAGCGCUGCAGUCUGCAACCUGGCUGGACUGUUUAAACAUUAAUAACAAGAUUUUUUUAACUUGAUCGUUGAGUUAACGCGACAUCAGACGACUAAAAACACUUGUGAUGUACGGACCAUGUGCAAAGACUCUAGUAAGCUUCCGCCUGUCGGGGACAAAAGCUGCUCAAACGGUUUAACGAAAGCGUCAUUUUUUUUUUUUUACCAAUUACAGAGUGAAAUUCUUUGUAGGCUGGUAUGCACACAAAUGUUUAAUAAAAAGAUUUUGUUGAAAUAAC